This is a messenger RNA of Saccostrea cuccullata (small rock oyster), 576 nucleotides long. Its product is annotated as complement C1q tumor necrosis factor-related protein 2-like. Gene Ontology annotation, molecular function: protein binding. Bases 23 to 553 code for a protein of 176 amino acids. NCBI's taxonomy places the organism in Eukaryota, Metazoa, Mollusca, Bivalvia, Ostreida, Ostreidae. The record is from RefSeq and is a predicted model, not a curated record. The transcript is spliced from 2 exons.
UUUUGUUUGUGGAUUUUAUGCAAUGUUAGGUAUCAUUGCUACUGAAAAGACGUCACCUCUACCCAGUCUGAAGUCUUUCAGGGACGACUAUGACAGUGUUGCUAAAACAUGUGUGGCCGUUGGUUAUGUAAAAGACAACUGCAAAAAUAUCCGAGAAAAAAGAAACGGGAUUAUAGCCUUCGAGGCCAGAGGCAAAGGAGGUAUACAGAGAGUAAGCCAAGGAAACACCGUUACAUUUGUAGAAGUCGAUCUAAAUUUAGGAGGAGGUUACAACGCCAUUAAAGGAGUUUUCGUUGCUCCAAGGGCGGGUGUGUACGUCUUCGGUUGGAAAAUAUUUACUGACACCAACAAGAUAGCCUACACCUCCUUACUUGUGAACGGUAAGAGAAAGGCAUAUAAUCCCUGUCAUAAUAACGGCCAUGGUCUCGAUGGGACUUGCAGUGAAAUGGCAGUUGUUAGAAUGGCAGCCGGCGAUAAAGCUUGGAUUGAUUCCUUUUACAGUACAGCAUCAAUCAACGCUAAAUAUUGUUCUUUUUCUGGUUUUAUUUUGUAAAUGAAACAUAAAUGUUCAAAUGA